UGAAAAUGUUCAUGUUGUGAUUUUAGGUCGAGAAGGAAGGGAUCGAAAUGGCGACUGAAACUGCCUCGUCAGUCGAGGCAUGUGUGGAAGAUGUUCCUGCUGCAAACAAAGCUGGUGAACCUUACUGUGUGGAGAUUUUACUGAUAAUCAAGGAUAGUCAAGCUCAGCAUGGACUUCGUCAUAAUGACUAUUCUCGAUACAGGGCUUACUGUGCGCGGCGUAUUCACCGCAUACGCAAAUCACUUCACUUUCAACAUGGCCACAAGAGCCGUUACAAUCCCAAGAAGAUAACCGUGGAGAAAGUCACGGAUGUCAGAUACUUGCACCUUGUCCUGAUGUCAGCGGAGCGAGCUUGGGCCUAUGCCAUGGAGCUCCGGCCACAGAGCAACACGGAGCCGCGCAAGCACUUCUCCUUGCUGAAGAAGCUGCGUAGAGCCGAGCAGUAUGCUGUUGAGCUGGAGGAACUGUGUAGUGCGUGUCCGCAGGCCGACGCUCGAACGAAGCUGGAAGCCCAGGCGUACUCGGCGUGGAUUCAUGGCACGCGCCAGUUUGAGCUCAAGGACUACAAGAAUGCCCUGAGUUCUUUUCGGACAACAAGAACGAUCUAUGAGCGCUUGUCUGAAGCUCUUGUUGAUGAGGAGCAGCGACGCACCUAUCAAGCUCGGGCGCAGGAAGUGGAGCCCAACAUUCAGUACUGCGCGUACCAGAUUGGUCAGAUGCAAGGCACCACAGAUAUCAAGAAGCUCAUGGAGCUGAGAAAGCAGGCGGCCAUGAUGUCCGGAACGCAAGAAUUCCUAGCGGCGGAAAUCGACAAUGCUCUCUCUCAAGUGCGCGAGAAGCAAGCGACCAAGCUGCAGGAGGUCAGCUGGCACGGUGCCAUGGUGCCCGUGCGCAACGAGAAGGUACGCGUCUUCCUCAUCCACGUCCAGGACAGCAAGGGCGAGGCGGAGCGUGCCGAGACGCACGAGGCGGUCAUGGAGCUCUAUGACAACAUCCUCUCUGAGUGCCAGCAGGCCGCUCACAGUCUGCAGGAAGACCUCAAGGUCGAGAACGCUAACAAACGUCGCAGUGAAACCAUCAUCAGCCAGCUGCAGCAGCUCCUGGCGUAUCUUUCGUUCACGAGACUGACCAAGACUGCUGAGCGCAAUCUGCUCAUGGCUCAACAUAUGUCGCAGCAGUUUGCGUUUGGCCCGCAGCUAACUGGCCGGGAAUCAUCUGCCAAGGCAGCGGCUGCAAGUGCUGCAGUGGCCAGUGCGCCUCCUUCCAAAGCAGUUAAACCUGAGGAAGUUGUACGAGUAUACGAUCUUGUAUUGCAGAACGUAUCUGAUAUGCUGGAUCUUGGCGGUGUGGACGAGGACGAACAGCUGACGAGAGAGCUCUCGGCAUUACGCCUCUGCUUCCGCUCCUUUAGGUGUUUCUUUAGUGCUGAGGCAUAUGCAGCCACUCGUAGAUGGAAAGAGGCACUGGCGCUGUACGACCGAACGUCUCUACUGAUCAGCGAUGCUGAAUCGCAGCUCUCACAGUGCAGCCUGACUGUAUUAAAGGAGGAAGCAGCAGCUGCAGGUCGGUUAUCGGGCAUUGUUCGUGGGCGAUUAUGUGCCGCUCAAGCAUCGUAUAUUUUAGAUGUGGAAGCCGUCACAGAAAAGAUGGGUGGUCUUGACGUGGCCGACAAGCCUCUUCUCGAUCGUCUCGACAGCAUAGCAGCGGACAAGGGAUUGACCACAGGCCAACCAAACAUCAUCGCAUUCCCACCGGACUUUGAGGCGAUCGCUUGCAAGCCACUGUUCUUCGACCUCGCCCUGAAUCACAUCGAUUACCCUGACCUUGAUGAUCGUAUUGAAAAGCAGGCCGGUGGCCUUACGGGCUUUGUCAAGGGAUUGUUCUGGGGAGGCAAAUAGUUUAUUUUUCUACGCCCCCUGCACACACCCAGUUAUGUUACUUGCUAGUAUGCUCUUCAAAAUAUUCUUUAGCGACUUGCCGCUUGUUGUGUUCAUGCUCAUUGAAAGAAAAACAGAGCUUGCAUGCCCUGACCUGAGUGCAAAAUUUCAUCCCAAUAAUAAUAUUUUCCAUGAAACAUCAUGCCAUAAAAUCGUACAAUGUAUGUGUACACAUGCUACAUGUACAUCACUAACUCGACCUGGACCUACGGCUGAGCUUUUUGCACACUCACCACCUCAUCAUGUACAUAGCGUCUCUAUUAUUUUAGUAUUGCAUUGUUGAUGAAAUAAUUUCUCAGCGAGCUAGCUGAACAUUUUCAAAUGAUUUGGCUCUCACUCA
Sycon ciliatum is the source of this 2277-nucleotide messenger RNA. Its product is annotated as signal recognition particle subunit SRP68-like. Bases 48 to 1898 code for a protein of 616 amino acids. Gene Ontology annotation, biological process: SRP-dependent cotranslational protein targeting to membrane. NCBI's taxonomy places the organism in Eukaryota, Metazoa, Porifera, Calcarea, Leucosolenida, Sycettidae. Gene Ontology annotation, cellular component: signal recognition particle, endoplasmic reticulum targeting. The record is from RefSeq and is a predicted model, not a curated record. Gene Ontology annotation, molecular function: 7S RNA binding; signal recognition particle binding; endoplasmic reticulum signal sequence receptor activity. The transcript has 13 exons.